Micropterus salmoides (largemouth bass) is the source of this 1310-nucleotide messenger RNA. It is a transcript of the gene mterf4, whose product is annotated as mitochondrial transcription termination factor 4. Gene Ontology annotation, biological process: regulation of DNA-templated transcription. The transcript has 4 exons. Gene Ontology annotation, molecular function: double-stranded DNA binding. NCBI's taxonomy places the organism in Eukaryota, Metazoa, Chordata, Actinopteri, Centrarchiformes, Centrarchidae. The coding region runs from base 170 to 1204 and encodes 344 amino acids. The record is from RefSeq and is a predicted model, not a curated record.
CUCGUAUCCUCUUUGAUAAAACAAACGUUUUUAUAAAUCAGAAAUCAUUCAAAUAUCUGAUUUUCACUUUUGCUGCGAACUUCAAAUCACGUAAGAAAAUAGCGGAACCUUUGUCCUGUACACCCUGUGUUGAAGCUGAAAGUCGGAAGUAUAUGAACGACGGACGAAAAUGGCUAGCCCAGUUGCAGCGCGGCAGAUUCUUAGGUGGACUAUGAGAAAUGCCACCUUCUCUGUUUUCAGUCCACUUCAGUUGGGGAUAUGCCACCUCCAACCUUUAUGCAUCAGAUUGUUCUGUUCCUCCACCAGCCAGGAGACUCGGCAGUCAACACGACACGACCAUGAACUCAGCCCUCUAUGCAGGAAGCCAGCCACAGAGCUAUCCAUACCCUCUUUGGUAGAUAUGGGAUUCACAGACACCCAGGCAGAGCAGAUCUUUGAUGCCAUGUCCAAAUUCAGAGGAGGAAGCGCUGCCAAACAUGCUCUGUCAACUCUCACUGCUCUUUUUGUCUUGGGGCUCAAUCCUUCCAGUGUGCUGAAACUGCUGGAGAAAUGUCCUGAACUGUACACUGUCAAGGAAUCGCAGCUUCAGCAGCGCAUAGGAAACCUGCGGAAACUAGGUUUAGUUGAAGGCAGUCUUCAGAGAGUGGUGGCCCAUUACCCUCAGAUCCUGACUGUGCCUGUGAAGACUGUAAAAAAUGCUGCGCUGUUCCUCAGAGAGAAGUGCCUGUUUACUGCCCGGCAGGUCACAGACAUCCUCAGAGAUAGUCCGGCCAUAGUACUGGAAAACACGGGUCAGCUGGAGUACAAGUUUCAGUAUGUCUACUUCCGAAUGGGUGUCAAACAGGCGGAGAUGGUGAAGUCCAGAUUGCUCCGUUUCACUCUGGACGAGGUGCGCCAUCGACAUUCUUUUCUGGAGCGCAGGGGCCUGUAUCAAACCCCAGACAAGAAAGGACAGACGAUCAUCAUCAACCCCAAACUGGACAGCAUCCUGAACAUUGACCAGGACACCUUCCUCACACAUGUCGCAAUGGCGUCAGCAGAGGAGUACGAUGUAUUUAAGAGACUGAUGGCAAGAGAGUGGCAGGAACAGGAGCAGCGGCAAGGCGGCAUCAAAGCCAAUAGUGAUGCUGAGGAGGAGGAGGAGGAUGAAGAAGAUGAGGAGACUGGAGGAAAAAGUGGAUACACAAAGAGGAGAAAGAAAUGACAGUUGGGGAGGGUCUAAGAGAACGUAAAGAUUAAAUUACAUGAUCAGAGAAAAUCAUAUGCCUGAUGGGGGCAAAUGAACCAAUAAAGCCUUUCCUUUAAACUGU